Messenger RNA from Schistosoma spindalis, 1818 nucleotides. NCBI's taxonomy places the organism in Eukaryota, Metazoa, Platyhelminthes, Trematoda, Strigeidida, Schistosomatidae. The record is from the annotation of a GenBank genome assembly.
CGCACAUAUUUGAAUGUUUAACUGCUCAUCAGGGUACUUUGUAGACGGAAAACAUUAAACAAAAUUAAAUACCAGGACCUUAUCAUGCAGCCUGGCUUUUCAAAAUUUUGAAGUUUUUUUAUUAGAUACAUGCAUUAACUUCAUCAAUUGUCCACAGACUCGUGAAUCGUUUUAUUCACAUUAUUUUGUCAUAAAGAACUUAAUAUUCUUAUGAGAUUUAUGAAUUAAGUGCUUUAGCAUUUUUGAAGUGCUUUUCUAUGGAUUUAAAAUUACACGAUUUCCCAAUUUCAGAAUUUAUAUAAAGCCUAAUGUCGACGGAAACACUGAAAGAGGAGGAUAUCGAUAAUGACGAUUGCAGUGAAAAAUUAUCUGAGGAAAAGAUCUCCAUUGAUGAUUAUAAUGAGGAUUAUAAAUUAUUCCUUAAAAAUCUUUGGGGUAUAGAUUUAGCUAAUUAUUUUUUAUAUCCAAAUUUUCAAAAAUCUAUAAAAAUUAAAACAAUGAAUAAUAAUUCAAUAAAUGAUAAUCUUUUUAUUGGUGGUUAUCCAAAUGGUAUGUUACAUGGUUUACGUAUACCAUUUUGUUAUCAAUUAAAAUCAUGGUUAUUUAAUUUAAAACAUAUUAAUAUCAAUCAAUCAAUGGAUCAUCGAAAAUCAAUAAAAAAAUCAAUAAAACCAUUAAGAAAAUCAAUAAAAUGUUCUAUAAAUUCACAAUCAUCUAUUAAAACAAAUAAUAUAAUGAAUAUUAUUGAUUUAUUAAAAUAUCAUAUGGGAACAAAUUAUAGUGCACAAUAUUUAUGGAAUUUAUUAAGAUAUAAAUCAUAUGAACAAUUAAUUAAUUAUGAAAAACAAUUAACGAAAGAAGAACAAAUGACCUAUAAUGCAUUUACAUAUGAAUAUGUAUUAAAAGGAAAAGAAAAGCCACCUUUAUGUGAUUUCAUUCGUGAAAAUCCAUCUAAUUCAUUAAAUAAUGUAAUGAAACAAUUAAAAUCCCCAUCUAUUGAAAAACAAUUACGUAAAAUGAAUUUAUCUGUAUCAUGGGCAAAUAGAAAUCAAGAUCAAUUUCGUAUGAUCUCAUUUCAACAAAAUUUAAAAGAUGCAAUUAAAUCAAUUGAAAGUAAUAAUUUCUCAUCUUCAUUAUUAAAUCAUCAAACGGAUACAAAAUCUCAGUUGGAUUCGAACUCAAAACUGAACUCUCAACAAGUUGAUCAACUAAUGUCAUUCUAUCCUAUAUUAAAAAAGAAACAAAAUCAAACAUUCAUUGAUAAUGAUAUUCAACCAUUAGAAAAUUACUUUCCAGAUUACUCUAAAAUACAAGAUUCCAUCAAGAAAGUAUCCAAAUUACGUAAUAAUGAAACUAUGACAAAGAAGUCAACUAAAUCAUUUGAACAUUUAUCAUUUUGGCAUGCAAAUCAAUCAAUCAAGUCUCCAAAUAAAACUGAAAUAAAAUAUCAAUCUAUAAACAAUAAACAACAGAAAACUUCAUAUCAACUCAAGUCUUCAAGAUCACCAUAUAAUAUUCCAAAAUCUACUUCAUCACUUGACAAGAAAUUACAACCUCUUUGUUGGUCUGAUCUACUUACAAACAAUAAACAAAAAGAUUAUUCUAAAAACAUAAGUGGUUUAUUUACACCAUCAUUAUCUAAUGAGAAUUCAAGAAAUAAUUCAAUGGAUUAUUCAUUUCUAAAGAAAACAUUAUGGAAACCAGCUAAAGCAAUUGUAUCAUAACUUUAUAACAUCACAUAAUCUUCAUCAUUGUCAACACUAUCAGGAUACUGUAACUUGGUAAUGAUAACAAAGAGUUAAUAUAAAUAACAUUGAA